Molecule: messenger RNA, 719 nt
Organism: Helianthus annuus (common sunflower)
Lineage: Eukaryota; Viridiplantae; Streptophyta; Magnoliopsida; Asterales; Asteraceae
Product: pectinesterase inhibitor 7
Exons: 1
Coding region: 31-663 (210 amino acids)
Biological process (GO): negative regulation of catalytic activity
Molecular function (GO): enzyme inhibitor activity
Source: RefSeq, a predicted model, not a curated record
ACCCACAAGGUACCUUAGUCCUUAGGCAAAAUGCAACCUUUCACUUGUUACAUGCUACCACUUUUUGCCAUCCUCUCAAUAUUUCUUUCACACAACUUCAUCACCAUCCAUGCAACUUCACGACUAACCGAAACCAAAACCAAAACCAAAACCAAAACCGAAACUAAUUUAGACACAUACAAAGAUUUUAUCAAGGCCUCUUGUCAAACCACAAAGUACGCGGACUUGUGCUACAAAACGCUUUCCCCUUAUGCCGCGAAUAUUCGAAAAAACCCUAUGGCACUAGCCAAUGCGGCGCUAACUGAGAGUUUGAAAAGUGCGAAAUCUACGUCGAAAGUUGUACGGGGAUUGUCGAAAGGGCGGGACUUGAGUACGAGAGACGGGCAGGCAGUGGCGGAUUGUUUGGAAAACAUGAGUGAUUCGGUGGAUGAGAUGAAGAAAUCAAUGGUGGCGAUGAAGGAAAUGGAGGGUCCGGAUUUUGAGGAGAAUAUGGAGAAUGUGAAGACUUGGGUGAGUGCAGCAUUGACUGAUGAGGAUACAUGUAUGGAUGGGUUUGAAGAAAAUGAUGGGAAGAUGAAGGAGAGCAUUAGAAGGUAUAUAGUGAAUGUUGCAGAGUUAACAAGCAUUGCAUUAUCCCUUAUUAAUAAUAUUUCUUCCACUUGAUGAAGUAUUAGCAAGAUUAUUUAAGUUAAGUAAUAAAGCAUCAAUAUAUGCCAAUA